AUGGAAAAUUCAUCAAACCGCUUCCUUGUUUCGGGCUACUCAAGAAGGUCAAAUACGCACAAUUUAGGGGAUUCACGAUAUUCCGAACGUGUCUCUUCUAGAGCCUUCGCACGUCCUGCAACAGCAACACGACGGGUUAGUUUCCAAGUUAACCUCGCACCAACUCAACGGUCUUUUAUACCGUCCAAAUGGAGGGACUUUCACAAGAAGAACGCAACAUUAUCAAGAACCAUCCUCCAACUGACUCAGUGGAUAAUUUACGAGGCGUGCUUCAGGAAGCUGAAAAAAAUCUAUGGGCUGCGCGUAACUUCCCGCCUUGACCAACUCUAUCAAGGAGCAGCUUCGGGACUCCUCUCUGCUUUACAGGGAGAGGAUGCAGCUUACAACCUUCGCUCACGGAUGCAUGAUGGAAAUAUGGCAUCUGAUCUAGCACGCUUAGUCGAGCGCCUCCAAAAGACAAAAGGAAACUUCAGAUACGAUGAGUAUCGCCUGCUGGUAUGUCUGGUCAUUCAAAGGCCACCAGACAUUGAAGUCCAGAGUGUUGAAAAAUGGAACUUUGAGAUCUGGACAGCUGUAUUUAGCCUCAUUGACAACAUUCUUCAAACAACUCCUCCAGUGAGCAUCUCUCCCUCCUUUGACAGCACGCCAGUCAAAUCCACCUCAUCAUCACAGAUAGGUUCUGAGCAGAAACGUGAGUUGGUGAAUUCAAGAAUCUUUGAGGAGAUAUGUGACUGCACAUUUCGAGACAUUGAGGGCUUCUUUGACAAAUACUUUGAGGAGAAGAACUGGAGCAGCAAAGCAGAUGCCAUCUGUCAACGCAUACUGGCCUCAGACAGUGAUGGUAAUUGGGCCCAGUUUCCUGAUCCUCCUACACAGGAUAAUGUCCUCACCUGGUGGUUUCGUCUUCAAGAAGACCUUCUCUCAGAAUCAUGUGGCAUCUACUACACCACAGCAGAACACCAAGUUGACCUUCUUUUGCGAGCUAGAGAUGAGAGCCUCUCACAAAACAAACACAACUGGAGAGACAUCCUGGUGAUUGGUGAGCUCAAAAAAUCUAAGAAUGAGAUCAAGACCAAAGCCACACUGCUGCAGAUCAGCCGCUGUGUACGUGAGGUCUUUGCUGCGCAGCCCACCCGGCGGUUCAUUCAUGCAUUCAAUGUCUGCGGGACCAAGAUGGAGGCAUGGGUGUUUGACCGCUCAGGCCCCUACAGCUCAGGCAUCGUUGAUGUCUACACAGACUCAAAACGGUUCUUUCAAGUGCUUGUGGGCUACACCAUGAUGAGUGAUGAGGAGCUGGGACUGGACACCUUUAUUGCUAGGGAUGAAGACGGCAACAAAUCAAUAACUGUCAAAAAGCCUGAGAACUCAGAGGAAAAGAAGGUGCGGCUGGGUGAAAUGCUUUCCUGUCAGUUUGCUAUCGUGUGUCGCGGAACCACAUGUUUUCUCGCAAAUGAUGGACAGGGCGUAGCCAAAUUCUCAUGGGUGUCAGACAAGCGGCAGUCACAGGUGGAACUCCUCAAGCUGGCAGGUCAGAAGAAUGUCCAGGGGGUUGCCAGGAUCAUUGGCCAUGGUGCCAUCACUAGUAUCACUGACAUGCGCUGCAGCCUGACCUUCAACAACAAACGCCAUGACUUCAAAAGCUCACCCUUCAGCAGAGCCUCCUCAAUCCAUCAAUCUCAGGCGCUCACCGAGGCCUGUCACUUAGAUAUCCGUCAAAAGUCAUCAUCCAGGAAGUGCAGAUACCCAGACAAGGGGGUGCAGUCAACACACAAACCAAGUCUCUUCGACAGGAAUGGUGAGGAACUCUAUGACAACCGUGUUCUUCACUGUCUUGUGAUCUCACCCGCUGGCCGGCUGAUCUAUGACUACAGGUCACCCUUGGAACUUCUCACAGCACUUCGCGAUGCAAUAAAAGCGCACCGGUCUCUUUACCUGGAUGGGAACAUUCUUCAUCGGGAUAUUUCAGAGAACAACAUAAUAAUAACUGAUCCAGACAAGGCAGAUGGCCACUCAGGCAUGCUAAUUGAUCUGGAUCUUGCCAAAGAAGUUGGGAGUGGGCGAAGCAGUGCACGGCACCGCACUGGUACAAUGGAGUUCAUGGCGAUUGAGGUGCUGCUUAAUAUCGACCAUACCUACCGGCAUGAUCUCGAGUCAUUCUUCUACGUGCUUAUCUGGCAAUGUGCCCGUCAUGGUUGGGACAAGUUAAAGCGGUUGCGGGCAUUGUAUCAGUUACAUGGCUGGUUGGGAGAUAGUAUGUUAGAAAUAUGGUACGCUGGAAGCCAUGAGAAAAUUGCAAAUGCCAAACAAGGCAACAUUGGAGCUGGUGGAUUUGAGCGCAUCUUAACAGUUGAAUUUUCUCCACCGAACAACAGUUUACUGACAAAAUGGUACACUGAUACUUACAGGGAGAUCGCAAGAAUUAAACGAAGCGACAUGGGUGCAGAUGGGUUUGAGGAUAUUUUAUCUGAGUUUCCCCCAAUAUUUGAGUAUGCCAAACCUCUUUGCAGAGCUAUACGAGACAUUCUUUUCCCGUAUGGGGGCAGAGGAGUUAUCGUUGGUACCCCGCAAGACCCAAACCGCUUAUACGAUCCAAUUAUCAAGGCAUACGAUGAUGCGAUAUCUUUGAUUGGAUGUCAAAGUGAUUAG
Molecule: messenger RNA, 2646 nt
Organism: Paracoccidioides lutzii Pb01
Exons: 4
Coding region: 1-2646 (881 amino acids)
Biological process (GO): protein phosphorylation
Molecular function (GO): protein kinase activity; ATP binding
Source: RefSeq, a predicted model, not a curated record